Molecule: messenger RNA, 4305 nt
Organism: Chara braunii
Lineage: Eukaryota; Viridiplantae; Streptophyta; Charophyceae; Charales; Characeae
Source: the annotation of a GenBank genome assembly
CGAGAGUUCUGAAGCGCAGCAGCACCAGCUAGGAAGGAGAUAGAUUGAAGAGAGAGAGAGAGAGAGAGAGAGAGAGAGAGAGAGAGAGAGAGAGAGAGAGGGAUUGCUUUUGCUCAUUCGAAGCGAGAACAUGCGUGUGUCCGUAAUAUUGCCUGUACUCAAUGAGGAGAAGAAUAUUGCUCGGGCUAUUGAGAGUACACGAUGUGGGACUACGGAGGGAGCUGAGGCGGUGCCAGAAGUGAUUGUCGUUGAUGGGGGAAGCAAUGAUCAGACUGUGACGAUUGCCAGAUCGAUGGGUGUGAAUGUUCUGCAAUCCCCAAGAGGCAGGGGUCCUCAGAUGAAUGCUGGAGCUCAAGCUGCAAAUGGGGAUGUCCUGCUUUUCUUACACGGGGAUUCUUCUCUUCCACCAGGGUACAUCCACAUGAUUAGCUCGGCUCUGCGAUUGCCUAUGUCAUCGCCGUCAUCGCCACUGGCAACAUCAUCUGUUGCUCAGAGCAGCGGAACAUUCGGCGGAACAUUCGGGGGCGGCGGACAGACUUCAAAGCGUCAAGUGCGGGAAUGGGGAGCAUUCGUGAAGCCGAGAAUCGAUGCAUCUGGAUGGGGAUACCGUGUCCUAGAGACACUCAUCCUGAUCCGAACGCGGGUCUUCUACAUGCCAUAUGGAGACCAGGGGUUAUUCAUCAGAAGGGACACAUUCGGUGAGAUAGGAGGGUACCCAAGUAUGCCGAUUAUGGAAGACUUCGAAUUGGUGAGAAGGUUGAAGCGCCGAGGCCCACCGGGUCUGAUCAGUGGUGGCCCGCUUUUGAUAUCAGCAAGACGAUGGGAGGAACGUGGGAUUGUGGAAACGACGAUUAUGAACCAGGUUAUGAUUCUUGGGUACUUUAUAGGGGUGUCGCCUAGCAAACUGGCUGACUUGUACCGCUCUCGGCCGCUCAGGAAGCUAUGUUCAGGUUUGUGUGUGGCUAGGCGCUGCUUGCCGAGCGGCUGCCGACUUCGACCUGGCGUAAGUGGCUGCGGGGGAGGGUGCGGCCAUGGCAGUGGCCACGUCACCCCAGCGUGGUCGGCGGCGGAAAUUUACCGCCACAGAAAGGCUAACGGCUUUCCUUCUCCGCAGAGAGAUCAACAGCGUUCGUCGUUGAGUGCGGCAGCCAUGGCCAACCAUGACUACCACCAGGAGCACGAGGAGGAGGCGCUGCACCUGCAGCAACAGAGGCCGGAGAUCAUUUGGUCCCCGCACGGAAUUGGCUGGGACUGUGGGAUUAUGGAAGACGAUUAUUGGUUGUGUCCUGAGAUGCGUCGGCUGGCGCUCCAGUUGCGGGAAUACCGCCCAUCUGGCGUUGACUUCUUGGCAUCCGUUGAGGGACAGAGGGUAGAAGAAGAAGAAGAAGAAGGAAAUGAACAAGCAGAAGGAGGUCGGUCAGGACGUAGAAGAGGAAGCGACACGUGUCAAGAUGUCGUUGAAGGUUCUAAAGGAGGACAUGAUGUCGGGGGUGAUGUCGGAGUUGGGUGUCCUAAGACCGGCGGUGCACCGUCUUCUUCUUCUUCGUCCGUUCCUUCCUCUACAAGAAGCCAUAGUGAGGAGGAAAGCCGUGGCGACGAUGCCGCUGCUGCUGGGCGAAUCGGCGAAUCGGAUGAAGAAUCUUGGCAGGUGGGCUGCAGCCGCCUCAGCUUGGCCGCCUACAGCAGCGCGCCUGCGCCCUGUGCUAGUGCUGCAGGCGCGACUCCGAUGUCGGGAUUGCUCGUGGAGACCCCCGCCGCCACCAAGGGGAAGCGCGUGCGCACACUCUGCCGCGUGAAGAAGAACGCCGCCGUUCUUGUUCCGCUCUUCCGCCGCAACGGGGAGUUGCGCGUGCUCUUGACGAAGAGAGCGUCGGCGAUGACGUCGCAUUCCGGCGAGGUAGCGCUUCCGGGGGGAAAGCGAGACGAGGGGGACAGCGAUGAUGCCGCGACGGCGCUGCGGGAAGCGUUCGAGGAGAUCGGCCUUCCGCCUGCCAAGGUCCGAGUGGUAGCGAGGCUGGAGCCGUUCUUGUCAAAGCAUCUGUUGACAGUGUCGCCUGUGGUGGGGUUGCUACCGAGCACUGGAGUGCCGAAGCUGCAGCUGAAUGAGGAGGAAGUGGAGACUGUGUUUGAUAUGCCACUGGAGACCUUCCUCAAGGAAGAUGCGCAUAUGCAUGAUGACUUGGAGUGGCUGGGGCUUCCGUAUAGGGUGCAUCAUUUUUGGCAUGACUGCGACGGCGUGCGCUUCCAUGUGUGGGGACUCACGGCCGCCAUUCUCAUUCGAGCUGCCGCCGUGGUCUUCCAGCGGCCUUCGGCGUUCAAGGAGUUUCAUCCCGCUGUACCGGAUUAUGCCUCGGUGCUGAGAAUCCUCGCUCAGCGACGCCUGCUUCAACUGUAGGAGGAGGUCAAUCCAUAUCCAUAUCCAUAUCCAUCCAUCACCAGUGGCGCUCUCUCCCCAUGAUCCAUGAUCACGGCGCAGCGCAUGUCUUUGUUUCCACAUGAUCCAUGAUCACGGCGCAGCGCAUGUCUUUGUUUCCACAUGAUGAUCACGGCGCAGCGCAUGUCUUUGUUUCCACAUGAUGAUCACGGCGCAGCGCAUGUCUUUGUUUCCACAUGAUGAUCACGGCGCAGCGCAUGUCUUUGUUUCCACAUGUUGAUCACGGCGCAGCGCAUGGCUUUGUUUCCACAUGAUCCAUGAUCACGGCGCAGCGCAUGUCUUUGUUUCCACAGUCGCGUCGGCGUUUUUGGAGCAAAUGUAUACACGCUGUUUCUAAUUAAAGAUUAUUUUGCGUGUACGAGAGCAACUUGGCCAUUGCUUGUCACUAUUCUCUCCAGUCUCCGUACCGUAACCAAGUCUUUCAACUUCGUCAAUUUGUCAGAUGUCAGAGCGGUUGUGCGUAAUCAAUUCUAAUCCAUUCUAAUCAAUUCUAAUCAAUUCUCUCUCUCCCACGGCAUGGCGUAAUCAAGUCUAAUCAAUUCUCUCUCUCCCACGGCAUGGCGUAAUCAAGUCUAAUCAAUUCUCUCUCUCCCACGGCAUGGCGCAUUGUCUGGCUGACUGCGUUAGCUACUGGUAGUGCCGAGCGAAACCGCUUUCUGUCUUUCACGGGCUUUCUUUUCUGCUAGUUCUUGUAGAUAUUUGACGUGUCGGCCGCACCGCGUGAUCGCUUGUGUGUGUGCUCGUUUGUGCGGGUGUGUGUGUGUGUGUGUGUGUGUGUGUGUGUGUGUGUGUGUGUGUGCGUGGGUGUGUGUUUGUGCGUGAGUGCGUGUGUUUGUGUGUGCGCGCGUGUGCCGUGGGGUGUGUACUAGUGUGCGCGCGCGCGCGCGCGCGUGCGUGUGCAAUGUUCCGCCGCACGGUCAGCUUUUGUCCGUGUAGGUCCCCAAGAUCCUAAGGGUUUGCGUUGGUACUCGAUCGUCGAUACAGGGCCGACUGUGCAUUGUUUUUCAACAGGCCAGGUGGCAUCAUCGUAACCGUGAACCCGCUGUGGGCACUCGACAGGACUGUUUGGAGGGGUUGUCGUGGGGGCCGCUGAGAGUGGGACGGCAGGGUAUUGGGGGUGGCAAUGUCGCCAUCAUUGUUAUGUCGUCAUCUCCUUCCUUUCCCUCUCCUCCUUUUUCGUGCUCGUCUGCACGCUCACCCAUCAAAAUUUAGCCGUCUUCUCCAGUGUGUGUGAACACGGCUGUCAUCCUCCUCAUCAGGUAAGGGUUGAGGUGGAUGGUAUAUAUGCCUUCAUGAUCAUGUCAUCGCUCUCUUUUCUCCGUCCCUCACCGUCGUGUUCAUGUGCUUGCUUGUCUACUUCCUCGCCCAUCAAAUACCCAGCGUCGCUUCCGAUGUUAACACUACGGUAGUCAUCGUUUUCGUCAUAAUUGUUCUUUUCAGGGAGUCUAGGUUUGACAUUAUCAUCCCCAUCACCAUCACCCAUCACCAUCACCAUCACCAUCACAGGGAGUCUAGGUUCUCGUCAGCAGCAGCAGCAACGGGUCAGUAACCAUCGUCAUCAUGCAAUCGCACUGUGACCAUCGGCGUCAUGCAGUCCUUUUUUUUUUUUUUUCCUGCUCGCACCUUGCCUUCUACACGCCGAGGCUUGGCCUGGACGUCAGAGGGUUUCAGGGAUCGCAGGCUAGAUUAAGGACUUGCAAACCACAACCAUGAUGAUGAUAAUGAUGAUGACGAUGAUGAUGAUAAUGAUGAUGAUGGAUGAUUGCAGAUGAUGAUGAUGACGGAUGAUGACGAUGCCAAGUCCCGUAGCCCACAGAUAAAUGAUGACGAUGCCAAGUCCCGUAGUCCACAGAUAAACGUGCCACUGAUUC